AAAAAGGAGAUAUGUCGGCCUGGAGGAACAGGCCCUAGAGACACUGGAUGAGAUCCCUAUUACAGGGGGACUGUACCACACAUUUUCUGAUGAGGACGAUGAGCUGCCCUCAACUAAAGGGGACAUCAAAGCUCUCCUCUGCACCAUUUGCCAGCUGUUUGACGCGUACCUCGCAAUAGUGCGAGAAGAGAUUCACGCUGAAGAGGGCCCUGUGAAGGCAGUGGAGAAUACAGAAGACCAUACUGCACAUGACACCACAUUUGAGGCCACAACGACUGAACUUCACAGAGCUCAAAAACAGCUUGAGCAAAGCCUAGAUGACAUGGAAGACAGGCACAGGCACCUGAAAAUCAUGGACAUCCCUGAGAGCGUCAUCCCUACGGAGUCACCGCACUACUUUAGAAGACUGCUGGUAACCAUACUUACCUCACAGCAGGCCAAACAGCCUAUGGGGGACAGUGUAUUAUGCAUCCCUAAAGCGACAAGAGCACCAGCCGGUUCCCCAAGGGAUGUAUUCCUCCAAUUCCAAACAGUUCCUACCUAUUUGAAUAUGCUACCUUGA
Pelobates cultripes (western spadefoot toad) is the source of this 562-nucleotide messenger RNA. NCBI's taxonomy places the organism in Eukaryota, Metazoa, Chordata, Amphibia, Anura, Pelobatidae. The record is from the annotation of a GenBank genome assembly.